CCUCUGGCUGUCCAUUUCUUACCUGGGGUAGCAGACAUGGAGGGGAAGGAAUACAUGAUGGUACAAUCACCAUCAGACAGAGGAGUGGGGUUUUCAAGGGUCCGGGUGUACCAUGGACCUAUUCUUUCUGUUUUACUACAAUAGAAUUCAAUGCGAGGGCUUGUUGCCCAGUCCCACUGUCUCCCUCUCAACAGCACUCAGUGGUGCGUAAUGCUCUCUUCUGCCUGGAGACGGCAGCAAAUGGGAAAGAAAACCACGUGUACACCAAGGCACUGCUGGCAUACGCCUUUGCUCUGGCAAGAAUGGAGGAGAAGCGGAAGGCUUUGCUUGGAUCACUUGAAACGGAAGCAGUGAAAAAGGAUGGGUCUGUUCAUUGGCAGCGGCCUGGGAAAGAGAUGGUGGCUGAUCUCCCCUACUACCACUACCGAGCUCCCUCUGCUGAAGUGGAGAUGACGGCCUAUGUGCUCCUUGCUCACCUCACCACACAGCCAGCACCCUCCCAGGAGGAGCUGUCAUUUGCAUCUCUUAUUGCAAAGUGGAUCAGCGGUCAGCAGAAUCCCAAUGGAGGCUUCUCCUCCACCCAGGACACAGUGGUGGCUCUGCAAGCCCUGUCUCUGUACGGAGCUGUCACCUAUGCCAAGAGUGGAGCAGCUUCCCAAGUGACCCUGAGAUCUGCAGGGGACUUCCAGCAAGACUUCCAAGUGGACCCCUCGAACCGGCUGCUGCUCCAGCGCGUGCCCCUGCCCCAGGUGCCAGGGGAGUACAGCGCAGAGGUGUCUGGUGAAGGAUGCGUCUACCUGCAGACGAGCCUGAGGUACAACGUGCAGCCCACGCAGGAGAAUGAGCCCUUCACGCUCCACGUGUACACCACUCCAGAGACAUGCGAGGACUCCCGGGCUCACAAGGUCUUUGACAUAGGCAUAAAUGUCAGUUACACAGGUGAGCGCAACGUCUCCAACAUGGUGAUUGUUGAUGUGAAAAUGCUGUCGGGAUUCAUCCCCGUCAAGUCCACAGUAAGGAAGGUAGGAGCCCAUGUGAAUUAUUUCUCCAAGGAUAUCUGCCCCUAAUCCAUUCCUUUUUAAAGGAGUUUUUUUUCCUGGUAUCUUUUCCAGUGUUAGCCCUGCUUCACUUUUCCCCUGGUUCUUCUACCCAUCUCCUGUCUCCAGAUCUCCC
Oxyura jamaicensis (ruddy duck) is the source of this 1173-nucleotide messenger RNA. RefSeq names its product alpha-2-macroglobulin-like. NCBI's taxonomy places the organism in Eukaryota, Metazoa, Chordata, Aves, Anseriformes, Anatidae. The record is from RefSeq and is a predicted model, not a curated record. Gene Ontology annotation, cellular component: extracellular region. The transcript has 5 exons. The annotation marks the transcript as partial.